GACCUGUGAGAGAUUACAUAGAUAACGUGACUGUUGAAGACUGAUAGCAGGCGAGGGGUUCGGCUGCCCUCAGACCCGGGUGUCAGCGGUGGCUGUGGAGGAGGCGAACAUUGUCUUGCUGGCUUUUCGCGGUACUGGCGGCACAGACACAGCCGUACGGCAGGCACAGGUGGGACUCUUGGGUAGAGCGUCACGGUGCAGGGGGAUGGACAGCACAGGGGCUCGGGGAGUCCUSCCCGGUGUAAYUCUCCUCAAGGUGCCGGCAGAGGGCCCGGACGCUCAGGGCGGAGCAGSACCAGCAUUCCCACCGCGCGCCACCCCCAGGAUUUGAAAUCCCGUCCCGUGAUGCACCGGGCUCGCCGCUGAUUGGCCGGGCCGGGCUGCGCGCGGUUCAAAGCGGCGGUGGCGGCGGCGGCGCGCGCGGYCGCUCCGAGCUCCGGCACCGUGGCRGUGUCUCGGCCCCCGCUCCGUUCCUGCCCCGCCAUGGCUUCCUUCGGCUCCCAAGGCGGCGGCACCAAGAAGGACGAGAAGGGCAAGAACAUCCAGGUGGUGGUGCGGUGCAGGCCAUUUAAUGCCUCCGAACUUAAAGUGAGCUCCUAUGCUGUYGUAGACUGUGAUCAAGCAAGAAAGGAAGUCAGUGUCCGCACUGGAGGAGUGACAGAUAAGACAUCAAGAAAGACUUACACAUUUGAUAUGGUUUUUGGAGCUCAGGCAAAGCAGAUUGAUGUGUACCGGAGUGUUGUGUGUCCCAUUUUGGAUGAAGUUAUUAUGGGCUACAACUGUACAGUGUUUGCUUAUGGCCAAACGGGUACUGGUAAGACCUUCACAAUGGAAGGAGAGCGGUCACCCAAUGAAGAAUAUACUUGGGAAGAGGACCCUCUAGCAGGUAUCAUACCUCGUACAUUGCAUCAAAUAUUUGAAAAACUCACAGAGAAUGGUACUGAAUUUUCAGUGAAAGUCUCUCUUCUGGAAAUCUAUAAUGAGGAGCUUUUUGAUCUUCUGAAUCCUACUCCUGAUGUUGGAGAAAGACUGCAGAUGUUUGAUGAUCCUCGCAACAAGAGGGGUGUAAUUAUUAAAGGCUUGGAAGAAGUAACUGUGCACAACAAAAAUGAAGUUUACCAAAUCCUGGAAAGGGGUGCAGCCAAAAGAACAACUGCAGCUACUUACAUGAACGCAUAUUCCAGCCGUUCCCACUCUGUGUUUUCAAUUACCAUCCAUAUGAAAGAAACAACGAUAGAUGGAGAAGAACUUGUUAAAAUUGGGAAGCUUAACUUGGUUGAUCUUGCAGGAAGUGAAAACAUUGGUCGAUCUGGGGCAGUUGACAAAAGAGCUCGUGAAGCUGGAAAUAUCAACCAGUCUCUACUGACACUAGGAAGAGUUAUUACUGCUCUAGUGGAAAGAGCCCCUCAUAUUCCAUACAGGGAAUCUAAACUCACAAGAAUCCUUCAAGACUCGCUUGGAGGACGGACGAAAACAUCAAUAAUUGCCACAAUUUCACCUGCAUCUGUAAAUCUUGAGGAAACAUUAAGUACACUGGAAUAUGCCCAUAGAGCAAAGAACAUAAUGAACAAGCCUGAAGUUAAUCAGAAGCUAACGAAAAAAGCUCUUAUUAAGGAAUACACUGAAGAGAUUGAGCGUCUGAAGCGAGACCUUGCUGCUGCACGAGAAAAAAAUGGAGUCUAUAUUUCCCUUGAAAACUAUGAAGCCCUUAAUGGAAAGCUGACAAUUCAGGAAGAACAAAUUACUGAGUAUAUUGACAAAAUCAGUGUCAUGGAGGAAGAAGUGAAACGAGUCACUGAACUAUUCAAAGUCAGUAAAAAUGAACUUGAACAGUGUAAAACAGACCUGCAAAUCAAGGAGAAAGAGCUAGAAGAAACACAAAAAGAUCUGCAAGAAACCAAGGUUCAGCUGGCUGAAGAAGAAUAUGUGGUUUCAGUGUUGGAAAACACUGAACAAAAACUUCAUGGCACAGCUAGCAAGUUGCUUAGUACAGUUGAAGAAACUACAAGAGAUGUAUCUGGGCUCCAUGCGAAACUGGACCGUAAGAAGGCUGUUGAUCAGCACAAUGCUGUUGUCCAGAAUACAUUUGCAGGACAAAUGAAUGCUUUGUUCAGCAAAAUACAAGAUUCAAUUACUGAAAACAGUUUGAAGCAGCAACAGAUGUUGACAUCUUACACAAAUUUUAUAGGUGACCUCUUGUCUACCAGUUCUUCUACAGCAGAUAUUCUUGCAUCAGUUGUAUCAACAUCUUUUGCCUCUCUUAAAGAACUGGUGUCUACUGAAGUUUCUCACRUAUCUGAAAAAAUAACACGGCAUGAGAAUCUGUCACUUGAUUGUAAAGCUGAGCUGCUGAGAUUAAUUGAGGAACAUGAAACUGGAUUAGGAAGAGCAGUAMAUAGCUUGACACCAGUGGUGGAAUUUGUCUUGGGAUUAAACUGUCAGUUUCAGAGUAAUAUGAAGAAAUAUUCUGCUGUGGCUGACCAGAUGGAGUGCCAUAAAAAGGAAAUGGAUACCUUCUUUGGAGAUCUUUUUCUCACUCUGAAAAAAAUACAGGAAGAAACGGCYAGUGGUUUUGCUCAGCUCCAACAUAAUUGUGACAGUUUAAAGGAAGAAGUGGAAGUGAUGAGGUCGGCACAUAGAAAGAGCGCAGACAAACUGAUGUCUUCACUGCAAAGCCARCUCGACCUGUUUGCUCAGGAGACUCAGAAGAACUUAAGUGAUGUACUCACAAAAAAUGGAAGCCUGAAGACCACCAUCACUGCUAUGCAAGAAAAUGUUCACCUGAAAACUACAGACCUGGUCAGCAGUACAAAUUCCAAUCACAGCAAAUUUACUGCAUCGCUGGAUAAUUUCUCUCAAGAGCUCAGGAGCAUAAAUGUUGAAAACGAGACAAUGCUGGAAGAAUCCAAUGACCGCUGUCAACAUCUUCUCAGCAAUCUCAAAAAUGUGUCUCAGGAUACCAAUACAUGGGGUGAAUUUACAACUGCUCAGAUGGUCAACUUUACUAAUCAGCAGCUAUUGUCAUUCAAGGAUGAGAAACAGCAAUUUCAGUGUUUACAAAAGAAAAAUGAAGAAAACUGUGAUAAAGCAAUAGCUGAAAUUGCUGACCAUAUUGGCAGACAAAAGGCUGCUGAGGGGAAGGUACUAAAUGGCCUUCUUGAUCAGAUGAAGGUGGAUCAGGAGAUACUUGUGGAGCAGAAGCUGGCACUUAAGGAGGAAGUACAGCAUGGACUAAYUCAGGUUAAUGGUUUCCUGCAAGAGGAUCUUAAAGUGGAUGUUCCAACAGGGACAACUCCACAGAGAAGAAACUAUGUCUAUCCAGUCACACUCAUAAGAACAGAGCCCCGGGAACAACUUCUGGAGCAAUUAAGGCAAAAGCGACACAAUCUUGAUGCUAUGCUAAGCAGCAUGAUAAAGGAGGUGGAGGAUGAUGCAGAUAAGGACCUGUUGGAAGGAGAAGGGGAGUUGCAAGAAUCCAGUGAAAGUCUUGCUUGUGACAAAUACUUAAUGGAUACAAACAUAUAUUGCCACACAAAUGGUGGCAUUCCUUUUUUCCAGCACAAAAGAAGUCUCAAAAAAGGUAAAGAGAACAAAUCUGCAGCUACAGUGGAGAACAAAAUGGAGGAAAUGACGGAAGAGAUUCUUCAGAAAUCUAAGCAUCCUUUAAGAUUGCUGAAUUAAGAUAUAUCCUCUGCAGAUCCCUGUUUUUAAAUAUUUUUAUCUUACUGAGCCAUAAUGUGUUUUGGUUUUUCUCAGUCUCUCUGUAUCGUGAUAUAUUGAUGCAAAGUUGAAUCAAACAAUUUCCUUGCUCAGUCUCAUGCCUUGGUCCCAUUUUUAUAAGUUGCAGCUUGUGAAGUUUUAAGAAAAAAAAAAACCCUGCAGAUUAUGGUGCUGUUAUGUUAAAUAUAUAUGUAUGUUGUUAAGUAAAUAAUUUUCUGUUUUCUCAGUAGAUCUAAAAUACCAGAAAGGGAUGUGGAAAUAUGCUUUGUCAGCAUUAUCAGUUACCAUUUUAUGAAUUAAAUGUAAAUAAGUGUUCUGGUUUUAUACCUGCUUUUUAUACCAGUUCAUCUUUUUUGACUGUGAUGCUUCAAAUAAAUUGAUCCAUGGAAAACAAAUGUACAAGCACCUCCCUCAGAGUAAAACAAACUUACCUAACUUUMUUAUGGUGCCCAGUUUAAUUUAGCUAAAACCUUAUCAGCUAUGUCAUAAGUCUUGUGCUGUCAUAAGAGGUUGGUUCUCUCCCUGAUUUCAAGAAAAACAAUAGCUUUAUUUCAGUGCCUCUUCAUUCUGUGAAAUCUAGUCUUACUGCUGGGUCUUGGGCUUUUUGUUUGAACCACGCAGUCCUUAUCUUCCUCUUAACUUGGAGAUGUGAGGUGUUGGUUGGGACACAAUGCCAAUCAGGUAGUGUAUCAAACUGGCAGCAUUCCUUUAAGAUCUAGGUACUUAAUAUUAAAACAUGCAAAYUUGGUUACAAAUACAGCUUCUCUGAUGUAUAAUAACAGUGAWUUUCCAGUAACCUAUAGAAGCGUUUGACCAGGUGCUCUUUUCAUGCUCCUUACCUGGAAAUCUGAUGAAAACUUCAAGCUGCAACAUGCUGAGGAAGUAGACAAAUAGGAUUAUGAUGGGAGUAAGGAGAAACACUGGAAGACAAUCUUAAUUACAUUGGAGCACUAGUCUUAGAUAAUUACAUCACUUAGAGAUUGUUCACUUUUCUAUAAUGAGCUUACAGGCUCACAUUGAUGUUUCUUCAAAUGGGUCAUCAAUGUAUUUAUUUUUCUUUGACCAAAUAUGUCAACUAGUUAAACCCUGGGCACCAUUCAAACA
Molecule: messenger RNA, 4824 nt
Organism: Malurus melanocephalus (red-backed fairy wren)
Lineage: Eukaryota; Metazoa; Chordata; Aves; Passeriformes; Maluridae
Gene: KIF11
Product: kinesin family member 11
Exons: 22
Coding region: 484-3681 (1065 amino acids)
Biological process (GO): microtubule-based movement; mitotic spindle assembly
Cellular component (GO): nucleus; spindle microtubule
Molecular function (GO): plus-end-directed microtubule motor activity; ATP binding; microtubule binding
Source: RefSeq, a predicted model, not a curated record